AACAGUAACUGAAGUCCUUGUUCUCUGUGGAAAAGUGAAACCGGAAGCGCACGUUUAUCGACACUCCGAGAGCCGGAACCGGAGGAGAGCCCGCACGCCGGUCCCUGUCGUCCUCUUUCCGGUCUACAGCGCACGGUCAGCGAUGCACCACCAUCACCUUCGGACGAUGCGUUGCUGAGACGAAGGAAUAUGGAGGACGGUGGAACGGACCCCGAGAACAACAAUAGUAGCCACUGUGGAAUGUUAGGAAUCAGCAUGCCAUGCGAAGGAGCCACCGGUCAUGACUUUGCCACCGUCCGCAAGGAGCUGGAGUACGCCAGCGCGAUCGCCGCGCACUACGGCGAGAAGGGCGAUCGAGUCAUUGGCUACAAGAUAGAGAAUAGACGAAGGAGCGAAAACUGUAGUCGAUCGAACAGUCCGUUUCUCAAUCCGGCCACCGACGGGCUGGACGGCCCUACGUGCGGACGGAGUAGCGGUAGCAGCGGUAGCAGUAGCAACCAUCAGCACCAUCUGCACCAUCACCUCCACAACAACAAUAACAACCACAUCAAGCCAUCGAAUCUGCUGUUGCGGAGCGCCCAGGACAAGAUGUCGCCCCUGUCGAUGUCCUCCGGGCCGGGCUCGUCGAGUGCGACGACCUCGGCGGCGGCAGCGGCCGCCGCCGUUGCAGCAGCGGCCCAGGUGCACCUGAACGGAACUAUGCAAGACAUGCUCAAUCUGCAGAAGCUCCAGAGUUUGGCCCAGCUGACCGGGGCCAGUGUGCUGGCCCCGGGUCUGGGUCUACCGAGCGCUUCGCCACUCCUCGCGAACUCACCACUCAACCUAAGCCUUUCGAGCCAGAGCCACAGUCCGGUGCUGGGGCUCGGGCCAGCCCCGGCACCGCUGGCUCCGGCGGCACCCCAGAUGCCCCAGUUGCUGCUGGCCUCGGGGCAGAUCCUGCAAGGGAUCCAGGGCGCCCAACUACUGAUACCGACCUCUCAGGGGAUUGCGACUCAGACGAUCCUCACGAUACCGGUCGGCCAGCAGGUGAUAUCGGGUAUGAGCAGCGAGGCGUUACUCCAGUCGCUCAACUUCAACAGCAGCCUCAGUGAUUCGUUGAGCUCGCAAGCUGCCCAAGCGGCCGCCGCCGCAGCCGCAGCCAGUGGGGCGGCCCUGUUCGCCACUCCAAGGGACGCCAGCCCCGUCUCCGGACCAGGCUUACUAUCGACGCAACAACUGCUGGGCACGGCCGGUCACUCGCUGCAACAGCAUCAGCAACAACAGCAGCAACACUCUCCCAAAGCCCUUCACUACGCCAAUCACCAUCAUCACCUGCACCACGUGGCGGACGUUGGGAAGCUAAGGCCCGGCACGUCCACUUCCUCCUCGUCCACGGCCGUCAGCGGGUCCUCGUCACCCCUGCACCACCACCACCACCAUUCCUCCGGUGGACCGGGCACCGUGUCCUCGUCCUCGGCCCGGCCCGGAUCCUGCGAUCUCGAGCUGAUAGAGCAACACGUCCGAAGUGCGUCCGGUGGCCCCAGCGAUGAGUUACCGGAGCACCUGGACAAACCGUCGGCGGCGGCCAUCGGUAGUGGUCAGUCCCUGCAGAAACGGCCACACCAUCACCAGCACCACCACCCGCCGCAGCAUCAUGGCGGUGGCGAGACGAGCACCUCACCGCCGAAGCUAAGUCCUGCCGGUUCGGCGCGGCUCGAUUCGACCCACAGCGACGACGACGACGACGAGGAAACGUCGAACCAAGAGUUUCUGGAGGAGCAUCCAAAUGAAUUAACAAUCAAUCAAACUAAUUGCAACGUGGUGGACGGUAUCGAUCUGGACGACAUCAAGGAGUUCGCCAAAGCGUUCAAGUUGCGGCGGCUGUCGCUCGGGCUGACGCAAACGCAAGUCGGGCAGGCCCUGUCCGUGACCGAGGGUCCCGCCUACAGCCAGAGUGCGAUCUGCAGUGCCCUGGCCGCUCAGAUGUAUUGUGCAGCGCAGCUUUCGUCGCAGCAGCAGCAAAUGUUUGAAAAGUUAGACAUUACUCCCAAAAGUGCACAAAAAAUAAAGCCCGUCCUCGAGCGCUGGAUGAAGGAGGCCGAAGAAAGUCACUCGUCCAGGUACAAAACGGGCCAGAACCACGUGCCCGACUUUAUCGGCGUGGAGCCGUCGAAGAAGCGGAAACGAAGGACCUCGUUCACGCCGCAGGCGCUCGAACUGCUCAACGGGCACUUUGAGCGCAACACGCACCCGUCCGGCACCGAAAUCACUGGCCUGGCGCAUCAGCUCGGGUACGAGCGGGAAGUGAUCCGGAUCUGGUUCUGCAACAAGCGGCAAGCGCUCAAGAACACGGUGCGGAUGAUGUCGAAAAGCUUCAAGAUGGAGAACACUUAA
Messenger RNA from Anopheles bellator, 2373 nucleotides. It is a transcript of the gene pdm3, whose product is annotated as pumilio homolog 2. The record is from RefSeq and is a predicted model, not a curated record. Gene Ontology annotation, biological process: regulation of transcription by RNA polymerase II. NCBI's taxonomy places the organism in Eukaryota, Metazoa, Arthropoda, Insecta, Diptera, Culicidae. Gene Ontology annotation, molecular function: DNA-binding transcription factor activity, RNA polymerase II-specific; RNA polymerase II cis-regulatory region sequence-specific DNA binding. Bases 190 to 2373 code for a protein of 727 amino acids. The transcript is spliced from 11 exons.